UUUCCUCGAUCUCUCUGUUUUCUAAUUCGAUUUAUGCCCCAAUUUUUGGUUGCUUGUGGGGAGAUCGUUUGUGUUCUGUUUUGAUUUUCCGCAAGGUUUCCUCUUGCUUUGCUUACUUUUCGUUUGCCAUUAGCGGAUUAUUAUGUUUCCUAUGAUUAUUGCGCUGGUCUGGGGUGUUUUACCUGUGUGUUCAGAAUCAGUAGCAUUACAUUUCAGUUAGCAUAUACCAUGUGACGAUUCAGAGUUGCCUGACUUAUUACUUAGGCAAAUGAUUGUGGUAGUUAAAUCCUCGUAUUACUUAGGAUGGAUUAGUUUUAGUUGAUAUUAUUCUGGAAGCUGGAUGAACAUUUAACUGACAAAUUGUUGCUCAUGGUAGAUACCAGCAAUUUCUCUGGUUCUAACUUUAUUGAGUGUUACUUUAUUUGAUCAGUCAACCAACAAAUCUACUGUUUUUCGGUUUCCCCUGUUUCGAGAUGAGUUUUACUUCGAUUACUGGGAGUUAUAGUGUUCAUCUUUGGUACAUCUCAAUAUCUCAACCUGGCUGUACCUUAUGGCUAACACUGAUAACUUCGAAGGAUUGCAAUGCAAAUUCCUCAAUAAUACUAGCCUACACUAUACAUUGCUGAUUGGCAGUGUUUGCUGCACAUCAGUAUGUCAACUAAUGCUGGUGGUAUAUUCUCUGCACUAAUCUUUUUUUUUGCAGGGGAUAUUCUCUGCACUAAUCAGCUGCAGGUUACCUUUGCAAUGUUUUUUAUUAGUCUAAAAGUUGUCAUUGACUCAUUGUACUACUGAACUGCUGAUGCAAUCUCCCUAUACUUCUUCCAGUUACAAGUAUAUUAGGGAAAAAGAAUUUUUAGCUGAGCUUCAAGGUUGAUGGAUCUAUCAUUUUUCCAUUGCCACUGAUCGACACAUUAACAAUGUUCAGGCUCUAAUCAAAAUCAGCAUAAAUGAUGUAAUCAUUUUUGUUUUGAUGGUUUACACCUAAACCAUCUUUAUAGGACAAACAGAUAGAAUAUUUCUGUGUUAAAUAAACAAAAUGUCCAAGUUUCUCUAAAAGCAACCACUUACAUAUAAAUAAUGAGUUAGAAACACUUUUGGUAACCUGCUCCUAUUAUAUAACCUCAGUACCUAACGAUGUAAAUUAAAGGUUACAUGGUCCAUCCUUGAUAGUAGUAUGAUACGCUUAUACAAUUUUCGAAUGACAUGUAACCUAACCAUCUGAAGGAAAUACUUAUAUAUAUAUUUUUAAUUCUUGAUGACUUCCAGAAUCAUGAGUGGUACGGGAUACACAGUUGAAGUUACUAACCUGUCAAGCAGGGCAUCUGAAAGUGAUCUUCAUGAGUUCUUUUCAUUCUCUGGAGCGAUUGAGCAUAUAGAACUUAUCAGAUCAGGAGAAUAUGGUUCUACUGCUUAUGUGACAUUCAAGGAACCCUAUUCCUUGGAAACUGCAGUAUUGCUCAGUGGGGCUACUAUUGUGGAUCAGCCAGUUUGUAUAGCUCGCUGGGGACAGCCUAAUGAACCAUACAAUUUCUGGGACACACCAAAUUGGUAUACAGAGGAGGAAAUUGAAUACAGGACCUAUCAAACAUGCCAGUUCAAUUCCACUCCACAAGAAGCUUUGACGAUUGCUCAGGAUGUUGUGAAGACAAUGCUAGCAAGGGGAUACGUACUCAGCAAGGAUGCACUGGCCAGGGCUAGAGCCUUUGAUGAGUCCCAUCAGGUAACAGCGACUGCCGCAGCCAAGGCUGCGGAGCUGAGCAAGAGGAUUGGCCUAACCGACAGGGUCAGCGGCCUAACCGACAGGGUCAGCGCCGGUGUUGGUGCAAUCAGAUCGGUGGAUGAGACAUACCACGUAUCCGAGACGACCAAGACCGUCGCCACCGCCACAGGAAGAACAGCAGUUAAGGUUGUGAAUGGCAUCAUGACCAGCAGCUAUUUCUCUGCAGGAGCUAUGAUGCUGUCUGAUGCUCUCCAUAGGGCAGCACAGGCAGCAGCUGAUUUGGCUGCUCAUGGUAGACACAAUUAAGUGAAAAUAAACACCCGGUACAUAUAUUGUCAGUUAUUCAGACAUCAGGAUGAACACCCAAAUAUGGAGUACUUGACAUGAUGCCGUUCCAAGUAUGAUAAUAACGGUGAAACCGGUAACAACUGUACCUACAAAGACUGAAGGAAAUGUGUGCAGAACAAUGUAAAGUAUUUCAAACCGAGUCAAGUGAUCGUGCAGUCAUGUUUAACAGUUUCUGCUCGUUUUAUAUUCAUGCUGAUAGCAUCCUUCAUUCUUA
Oryza sativa Japonica Group (Japanese rice) is the source of this 2282-nucleotide messenger RNA. The record is from RefSeq and is a predicted model, not a curated record. Lineage: Eukaryota; Viridiplantae; Streptophyta; Magnoliopsida; Poales; Poaceae.